Akanthomyces muscarius is the source of this 216-nucleotide messenger RNA. RefSeq lists its product as uncharacterized. The transcript is spliced from 2 exons. The record is from RefSeq and is a predicted model, not a curated record. The coding region runs from base 1 to 216 and encodes 71 amino acids. NCBI's taxonomy places the organism in Eukaryota, Fungi, Ascomycota, Sordariomycetes, Hypocreales, Cordycipitaceae.
AUGUCGACUGGCACUACACAGAUCACAGCUGGCAAAGACGACGCAGACACCAGUCUUCGUCAAACUAUCGACCACAUCCGUUCCAAUCCUGCUUUAUAUUCGACUCCCACCUCUCCUCCUGAGCUACGCAAAGAACCUUCUCCCUCCAAGCCGCAACGUCGAUCACAAGCCGCAAUCAAUACUGAUGUCUAUGCGACACUAUGCGUUUCGAAAUGA